Rhagoletis zephyria (snowberry fruit fly) is the source of this 1843-nucleotide messenger RNA. Its product is annotated as piggyBac transposable element-derived protein 3-like. The record is from RefSeq and is a predicted model, not a curated record. Gene Ontology annotation, molecular function: sequence-specific DNA binding. NCBI's taxonomy places the organism in Eukaryota, Metazoa, Arthropoda, Insecta, Diptera, Tephritidae.
UAUAUUAAAUUUAAUGGAAGGAUUUUAUAAUGGGAAAAUUAUAGUAAUAUAUGCGCGAAUGACAUUUUGAUUUCAGAGGCUUUUCGCUAAAUGAGGCUCUACGUAUGUUAGAAGAUGACGACGAAAUUUUAGAAAAUGCUACUGGGAUAACAAUAUUUCCCCCUGAGAACGAAGAAGUAACCGAUGAAGAUUCUGGUGACGAAAAUGUAGUUGACAUAAACGAUUUGCCAGGGUUGCAACUUCGUGCACCUGCCGAAAUUAAUUUGAAUCGGCGCGUUGACGACAGUGACUUUUCGUCCGAUGAUGAUCUGCCGAUAGCUCAAUUGAUCCCUGAAAAGCCUGCAGACAAAAACUUAAGUGCGAAGAAACAAAAAAGGUAUAACUGGACGAAAGAAGACUUACCACCACCAAUUAUUUCUGACAUGGCUGCUGAUCCAAUUGAUCUAAGAGUGAAUGAAAAUAUGAAAAGUCCGUUGGAUUUUUUUGAGUGCUUUUUUGACGAAGAGCUUAUAGAUAUAAUAGUCGAAGAAACUAAUAGAUACGCUGCUCAAAAAAAUCGAUCACAAAGAGUGAAUAAGACAGAAAUAAAAGCAUUUUUAGGGGUGUUGAUCCUGAGUGGAUAUGUUUGCGUCCCGAGGAGAAGAAUGUUUUGGGAAAGAGAAAACGACAGCCAUAACGUACUUGUUGCAGAAUGUAUAACACGCGAUAAAUUUGAAUUUAUAUUGUCAAAUAUUCAUGUCAAAAACAAUGAAGAUCUAGAUAUCGCGGACCGAUUUUCGAAAGUAAGACCUUUAUUUGACCACCUCAAUAGAAAGUUUAUGGAAAAUAAUCAGAUGGAGGAAAUGCACUGCGUUGAUGAGGCUAUGGUUCCCUAUUUCGGAAGGCAUGGAUGCAAGCAGUUUCUACGAGGAAAGCCAAUAAGAUAUGGGUAUAAGCUUUGGGUAGGAUCAACCAGGCUAGGGUUCGUAAAUUGGUUUGAGCCUUAUCAAGGAGCAUCAACAAACAUAAGUGUGACAUACAGCAACUAUGGCGUAGGUGCUGCCGUUGUUCUAGAAUACGCUGAGACGCUGCGCAAGAAAUGGCGUGAUGAAAAAAUGCACAUAUUCUUCGACAAUUUUUUUACUACUAUUCCACUUAUGGAGAAACUUACAGACAUGGGUUUUCAAGCAACAGGUACGAUAAGAGAAAAUCGUGUAUCCGGCAAUCCAUUACUCGACUCGAAAGUACUAAAAAAGCAAGACCGUGGGUCUUUUGACUUCGCUAAAAUAACUGACCAUAAUAUCAUUGUCGUCAAAUGGAACGACAACAACUUAGUAUGCUUAUGUUCAAAUAAUUCUGGAGUCAACCCGAUAUGUAAUGUAAGAAGAUUUUCGCGAAAAGAGGGAAAACAUAUUCAGAUUCAGCAGCCUCAUUUAGUUCGCUUAUACAACGCAAAUAUGGGGGGUGUAGAUCGAUCAGACCAGAAUAUUGGCCUUUACAGAACAUCUAUCAGAGGAAAGAAAUGGUAUUUUCCACUUAUAACCCACUGCGUCGAUUUGGCAAUACAAAACGCAUGGCAUCUUCAUCGAAACAAUGGGGGUGUCCUUGAUCUGUUGAAGUUUAAAAGACGAAUUGCAACGGUUUUGUUGACGCAAAAUAGAAAACCACCAUCAACAUCUAGGGGACGACCAUCGGCAUUGGUAAAUAUUGAUAUCAGGUACGAUCGCCUUGACCAUUUGAUCAUAAUACAACCUAAGCAAACAAGAUGUGGGGAAUGUCAUGAUCGAACAACCACUAGAUGCCGAAAGUGUGACGUUGGACUUCAUGCAAAAUGUUUUGUCGCAUAUCACACAAAGUGAACUUA